Molecule: messenger RNA, 3158 nt
Organism: Hydractinia symbiolongicarpus
Lineage: Eukaryota; Metazoa; Cnidaria; Hydrozoa; Anthoathecata; Hydractiniidae
Product: 5'-3' exoribonuclease 2-like
Exons: 37
Coding region: 173-3043 (956 amino acids)
Biological process (GO): nuclear-transcribed mRNA catabolic process
Cellular component (GO): nucleus
Molecular function (GO): 5'-3' RNA exonuclease activity; RNA binding
Source: RefSeq, a predicted model, not a curated record
UGACCGAAAACACGACGAACUGGCGAACUGACUGAAAUACAGCGAACUUCUUUUCAACUGUUUAAAUUACUAACUAGCAAAUUGUACAGCAUGAUCUUCACGAAAGCCAUACUAUAGCUGGCCUAGAAAUUAAGAAAGUCUUUGUGGGUCUGACAUAAAGUAUAUAUGAAAGAUGGGUGUUCCAGCAUUUUUUAGAUGGCUGUCUAAAAAAUAUCCAUCCAUUGUGGUACACUGUGUUGAAGAAAAGCCAAAAGAAGUAGAUGGCACAAAGAUACCAGUUAAUACAAGUUUGCCUAAUCCAAAUGAUUAUGAAUUCGAUAAUCUAUACCUGGACAUGAAUGGAAUCAUUCAUCCUUGCUCGCAUCCAGAAAAUAAACCUGCUCCUAAAAAUGAGGCUGAGAUGAUGGUUAACAUCUUUGAAUACAUAGACAGGAUAUUUUCAAUAGUGCGACCAAGGAGGUUACUAUACAUGGCUAUCGAUGGGGUGGCACCAAGAGCAAAAAUGAAUCAGCAACGAUCCCGUAGAUUCAGAGCUGCAAAAGAAUCCAGAGAAUCCCGCGAAAUUAUUAGUAAUAUUAAACAAAACCUCAGAGAAAAAGGUGCACUAUUGCCUCCAGAAAAAGAAAAAACUGAACACUUCGACAGUAACUGCAUAACACCAGGUACUGAUUUCAUGGAUAGAUUAUCGGGUUGCUUGCGUUACUACAUUGGUGAUCGACUAACAAACGAUCCUGGGUGGAAAAACAUCAAGGUGAUAUUAUCAGAUGCUAACACUCCUGGCGAGGGAGAGCAUAAAAUAAUGGACUUUAUACGUCAUCAGCGUGCACAGCCAGAUCACGAUCCAAACACAAAGCACUGUUUAAAUGGUGCUGAUGCUGAUUUGAUUAUGUUGGGAUUGGCAACACACGAGGUUAACUUCACCAUACUUCGAGAAGAGUUUAAACCUAACCAGAAGAGACCUUGUGAAAUAUGUGCACAAGUGGGUCAUGAUAAAACAGAGUGUGAAGGUUUGCCUAAAGAAAAAGUCAGUGAGAAUGAUGAUAUUCAACCAUUUGUUGGCCAAGAUGUUGAAUUUAUAUUUAUCCGACUUAAUGUUUUGAGGGAGUACCUGGAGAGGGAACUGAAAAUGGAAGGGUUACCUUUUUACAACUUUGAACGUGCACUGGAUGAUUGGAUUUUUAUGUGCUUUUUUGUUGGUAAUGAUUUCUUACCUCACCUUCCGUCACUUGAGAUUAGAGAAGGUGCUAUAGACCGGUUGGUGAGAAUAUACAAAAAUUGUUUGCCACAAAUGGGGGGAUAUCUUGGUGAUAGUGGAUUUGUGAAUAUGGAAAGAGUACAACGAAUCCUUCAAGAGCUUGGUGAAGUUGAGGACGAAAUAUUUCGAAAACGACAACAAUUUGAGGAAGGGAUGAAAAGGAGAAGGCAACAGAACGAAGAACGAAACAAAAGACAGAGAAUGGAAGGGAGUGACUCUCCUGGCUGGUCUCCUCGAAAUUAUGGAACACCGCUUGGACGGAACCAAACCCCAAUGGAAUCACCAUCGUAUAAAUCCUUUUAUCAAAACCAAUCAACACCUUCGCCGAACGUAAGAAAUCAGAGCGCUGCUUCUGAUUUACGAAUGAUGCUACGCACGCCAGAUUCAGGUGCCACCGCUGAAAAGUCAACUCCACAAGGCGAUAGUGAGGUAAGGAAAGGAUUGAAAAGACCUCAUGAAGAUGAAAAGAAAGAAGAGAAAAAGAAAGAGGAUGAACCUGAAGACCACAUAAGGUUGUGGGAGGAAGGUUGGAAGGAGCGUUAUUAUCUCCACAAAUUUGGCGUCUCCAAAGAUUUGGAUCCCAAGUACUUUUUGCGUUUUCGUAAACACGUGGCCGAUGAAUAUGUUCUUGGUUUAUGCUGGGUUCUACAGUAUUACUUCCAAGGCUGUCCAUCUUGGAAUUGGUUUUAUCCGUUUCAUUACGCUCCUUUUGCGUCCGAUUUCUUAGAUAUCGACAAAGUAGACACAACCUUUGAAAGAGGCACUGGACCGUUCAAGCCAUUGGAGCAACUUAUGAGCGUUUUUCCUGCUGCCAGUGGGAAAUUUUUGCCGCCAACAUGGAGAGAACUGAUGCAAAGUCCAGAUUCUGAGAUCAUUGAUUUUUACCCUACGGAUUUCAAGAUAGACUUAAAUGGAAAAAGAUUUGCUUGGCAAGGAGUGGCACUAUUACCAUUUGUGGAUGAGAAGAGACUUCACAGGACAUUGAAGAAAGUUUAUGGCGACUUAACAGAAGAUGAAAAACGAAGAAAUAAACGCGACCACAAUAUGAUGUUCAUGCGGAUGGGAACAUCGCUGUAUGAUUUCGUGUAUGGUUUACAUGAAAACGGGAUGCUGGACGAGAAGCAAGAUAUUGUUACUGAUUUCUCAAAUGGUGUGAGAGGAAAAGUGUUUGCGGAUGAUAAACUUGUACCGCCAGGAAGCGUACACAUCUCUCCUGUACCUGGACAGCCUGAUUUAACAUCGACAAAAGCUUUCAGCGUUCGAUAUGAGGAUCCUACGUAUGAAGAAGGGUUUGUGUUUCCAGCAAAAAUUCUUGAAAAUGCCACACGUCCAGAACGUACGUUAAAACCGGGAGAUUUUCCGGCGGAUAAAAAAUGGCGACCACAGACUGGUAUGAGCCGGAAUUCGUAUAGUCCGCAGCAUGUUGCACCGGGUGGCCAUCGCAUGCUAAGGCACGAGCUUGGUAUGAAUCGGCCACCGUCUCCAUAUAAUACUCCAUACAACAAUUCUUAUCACAACAACCACACGGGACACGCACCAUAUAAUAACUCUCCUCGACAGUGGAAUUCUCCGCGAAUGGCUCCCCCGCCAUGGGGUCAAGUACGUCCACCCAAUUUUUACAAUCAGCAACCUCAACGUGGAUGGGAGCACAGAGGUGGAGGACACCAAAGAAGUUAUAGUAAUCGAGACACAAGUUACCAAAAUAAUCAAGACGCGGGUUACCAGAACUAUCAAAGAGAUGGUGACAGACGCCGUUCGUUUCCAAGCUCCAACCACUACAGAAGAUAGUUUAUUUUCAACCUCGUCCCCAUGUUUUAUGGAUUUUUCGUGACGUGACCCGUCUCUGUAUGGAAAGACUAACUGUAUACUCUAUUGAUGCAAUAAAUAUUAAUUUUAUUUCCAA